Messenger RNA from Symbiodinium sp. CCMP2592, 8478 nucleotides. The record is from the annotation of a GenBank genome assembly. Lineage: Eukaryota; Dinophyceae; Suessiales; Symbiodiniaceae.
AUGGCUGCUCCGGCUUUCGAUGAUGACUUGUUCGACUUCACAGGCGCUGCAUUAUCGGAGGACGAGAGCGCCGGCGGCGCUUCGCUUGCUGACGGCGACCAUGACGACGCUGGCGCAGCGAAUGAGGUUCCGGGCGACGCGGGCGAGGAAGCUCCAAGUCCUGCGCCUGCUCGGAGGAAAAGGGGAUCUCGAGGCGGGUCCAGCUCCGGGGCUCAGUCUUCUGAGAAGAGAUGGCGAUCCGGAGCGAUUCCUCAAGCUCCUGGCUUCGACGGAGACGUGGAACGGAACCCUUACUGUCUUCGUCACUACAGAAGGCGGUUGAUGAGAUGGGUCCGUAUCACAAGAGAUUUCCUGCCACCAGGGGAACAAGCUUUGAGAGCUCUUGAACAACUAUCCGGCGAGGCUGAAUUGGAGUUCGAGGAGGUGGCCGAUGACCGCUUCGACAAUGAGCAAGGCAUUCAGCGACUCCUUAGUGAUUUGGAGUCAGCGUUUGGCGAGCGGGAGAUGUUCAGGCAGGGAGGCGUGAUCCGGGAGUUCGAGAACAUAGGCCGGCUUCAAGGUGAGAGUGUGACAGCCUUUGUGAGAAGGUUUCAGCUUCUUGAGCGCAAGCUUCAGGACAGUCGUGUGCCCUCUUACCCUGAAGCCGCCCGUACUGUGAAACUCCUUGACGGUCUUAAGCUUGAUGAACGCUCCACUGCCUCGCUCCUGCUGGCUGCCGGCAACAAAUACCAGAUGAAACCGAUCCUGGAGGCCAUCCGGAUUCAGUAUCCGCCAGGCAUGACCAUCACGGGUGUGCCUCGUGGACUUUCAACCUUGGGCUCGAGAACAAGCCGAGCUUCUUCGAGCAGGGCGUCUAGCUAUCGCUCGUCUUCUACUGCAGUGACUCGCAGUGCAGGUCGCUCGGGCAGGACUCGAAAGUGGAGUCAGUGGAACACCGACUGGCAGGACGGCAUUCCCGAAGGCGAAGAAGAUGAGCCGGAGAACGAGGAGACGCAGGAGGCCUACCAGGGCGAGGAGAUUGAUGAGUAUGAGCCCAAUGAGGAGCCCGAUUACCAGGAUGAUGAAGAGGAGGAGCUUGUCCCCGAGACCGAGAACGUCGCUCCUGCCGGCGACGAUGGCGAGGUUUCGGCCCUGAUCGCGGCGGCUGAGGCUUUAACGGUGACGUCGCGCAAGCUUGCCGGGCUCGUCCAGUCACGGGGCUACUACCAGAGCGGAGAUGGAAAAGGCAAGGGCAAGCCUCCAGGUGACAAGGGCAAAGGCAAGUCCAGUCGAGCGAAAGGCAAAGGCAGGGGCAAGUCGCAGGGCAAGUCUACUGACAAGGGCAAGAACUCCUCCAAGGGAAAGAACUCGGGCAAGGGAGGCAACUCCGCUGAGCGGCAGCAGAGGCUUCGCGGUUCGCUUUGCAUGGGCUGCGGAGCGGCUGACCACUGGAUUCGAGAUUGUCCCAACGUUUCGAUGCACCAGGCUCACAUCGCCACGGCCGACGUACAGCUUGAUCCCGAAGGGAUCCCCGUGUCCGAGACCUGGAUGACUCUCGUCACCGACAGCGACAGCGAGACGGAAAACAUCAUUGAGUACCAAGUGCCACGACCACCCUCUAUCAUGCUCAGUUCGUGUGAUGAUGCUUCGUACUUGAUUGCAGACACGGGUUGCCAGAGGCAAGUUGCAGGGUGCAAGUGGCAUGUUCAGCGACAGCAUGAGUUGCAGUUGGUGCCCAUGAAGUCUCCCGAGGUAUGUCGGUUCAGUUUCGGGCCAAACAAAGGCGUACCAAGUAUGGGCAGGUGGUUGUAUCCGGCUGGGAUCGCGGGUGAGUUGGUGAUGCUUGGGGUCAGUGAGGUGAAUGUUGAUGCGCCUGGUCUCCUUUCGAGGCCAGCUAUGGAGGCACUUGGGGCAGUUCCGGACUUGCUGGAAGGACGUAUCACCUUCAAAGCCCUGGGUGGCAAGUCAACCAAGCUUUACCUCAGUCCAUGUCGUCAUCUAGCACUUAAGAUUGAUGAGUGGCCGGAAGGUGAGUGCGACGUUCAAGCAGUCCAGAACAGUGUCAAGCUUGGCAAGCAAGGUCUUCCUGACGUGGCACACCCGAAUGCUUAUCCUCCCGAGCGUGUCAGGCUUGAAGUGAUCGGAAAUUCGAGAGUAGCCAAGGCACCCCCAGAUGCCCUCCAAGAGCAAAUCCGAACCUCCAGCAUGGCUCCUUCGCUGGCGCGAUCUUCUGCGGCGAUGGCAGCUUCAUCGGGCCUCCAGCUGAACAAGUACCCUCGGGAUGCCAGUCGCUGCGACCACACGGGAGGAGCCGGGACAAGAGUUUAUGGGGCCGCUGGGAUUCGCAUCCGGAUCUGCGACAACUGCGGUUCGAGAUGGGUGUUGACGCCCGCCGGCGACGCCAUGGAAGUGGCCCCGAAGGCGAAUCCCAAUGCCAAGACACCGUUGGGUUUGACAGAUGCUCAGCGACAACGGGUGGUGCCUCCAAAGGCGAAAGCAAGCUCGACUACGGCAAGCCGGGCAAACGUCGGCCCCUCGGCAAAAUCGUCACAGCCCUCGUCGGGCUACUGGCAGGGGCCGUCGCUGGGCACGGUGUCAAUGGCCAAGGCACCUCCGCCGCCGCCUUCGACGAACACUAUGAUUCCGAGUCGGACUCCGGCCCUGUUCAGGCUGAGUGGUCAAAGGAGAAUGCCACACAGGCAAUGGCAUGCAUCCACCCCGGCCAGUUCGGACACGGACGCGAUGAGUGUGACGUCCCGCCGAUCGCGGACGGAGGAUGGCACCCAACCGGCAUGGCAAAGGGUGCAGUACACGGACGGCACCUACAUGACCCAGGCCGAGGUGGACGAGAUCCUCAUGUCCCAGAACAACGACAUCAACUUGCAGGAGGAGCGUAUGGCUCGCGACGACUGGGCCGAGGACCAGAUCGACGACCUCCCGGCCGAGAUGCGAAGGGCUCCCCCGAUCUACCUCUGGGACCUGACGAUCGUGGCCGUCUACAAGGCCAGGACACAGGCCAGCCGACUGCUACGCCGACAUGGGACCGACCUCUUGGAGAUCUAUGAGGGAGACACCACGAUCUCCGAGGCGGCCGUUGCAGCUGGUCUACGUGUCGUGCAGCCACUAAGUCUGUGGACGGUCAAGCAGGCCAACUUGAAGCACCUCGAGAAGAUGCUGCUUAAGCGGCUGCCCUACGUGAUCGUUUGGCGCCGAGGUGGAGAGACUGUAAAUGAGCACGAGCCCCCGAACGUGAGUGAGUCGGAGACUGCGGUGCUCCAGUUGAUCCUCAACCUCUAUAACGAGGGCGUGCACUUUGUGAUCGGCUGCAGCGGUCAGAGCGAAUUCUGGGAGGCACCGUGCAACAAGAAACUUCGAGGUUUGCCCGGUGUCCAUCUCGUUCGCACCAAGCAGCGCGGCACUUGGCUCAGCAGUCUCGAGAUCAUGAUACAACCCGUCGAGGCCUGCGACCAGUUGACUUUAUCUACUACAACUGCCGAAAUCGUGAAUGGAAUAUGGCACCGUUUAGCCCUGGCGGGAGAUGAAAGAUGGGGGCGCCAUACCGAGGAGGUCACAUCACUUCCGGGAUCUUCGCAAGCUUGGACCUCCGGGAUCAAUCGUGAUGAUGUCUCGGAGGAGUUUAUGUUGAUGUGGGAGCCUCCGGGAGAGAUAGAGCACGAUGUCUGGUUUCUUGAUAUCAAUCGUCACCAGGAGUCCUGGCGACCCCUGCUACAGGAGGCCGAGAAGCGACUCCGCGGCCUUACGACUUCUUCUGUGACCUUGAAGGCUUCGCCCUUUAUGGAGCAGGUCAAGGCCUUGGUUCCCUGGGACAUCAAGAAAGUCCAGCUCUUCCGGGCCCCAAAGCAAAGGCGACUUCCUCAGGACGUGCUCAACGAAGGCUGGCAACAUCGAGGUGCAGCUCUCAUGUACAACAAUGAGACCAUCGCCCUCGAAGCUGAGGCCAUCUCCACCAUCAUUAACUCUCCCACAGGGAAAUACAGCACACCAGUGCGUAUCGGCAUCUACUUCUACGGAAACGCGCCGGCCACCUCUCUAAACCCUGAAGAGAACCAGCAGCCUGAGGCCGCCAAGAAGACCAAUGAUGCGGUUGUGCUUCCAGACAAGGAGGACCAGAUGUUACCCGGGCAUCCCGGCUACAAAGACAUCAAUUUUCCAGGCUCGGAUGCACCUACAUGGGUACACCAAGUACUACGGAGGAUGCACACCAACCUCGGACAUCCUCCCAAAGAAGUGCUUGUCAGGCAGUUGGUGACCGCCGGUGCUUCGGAGACUGCCGUGCGAGCUGCCCGGCAUCUUCGGUGCGAGACCUGUCUUCGUGUCAGUCCCCCAUAUCAGCCAAGGACGACUAAAGCCGUGCAGGCCCGCCGCUUCAAUGACAGAGUGUGCAUGGACAUUGUCUAUGUCAAGGACAUCCGCGGCGGCCCCCACAUGUUCUUAAACUUGGUGGAUGAUGGCACGGUCUAUCAGGCCGUCACAAGGCUUGUGAAUCGCAGCGAAGAGUCCGUGGUCACGGCCCUGGUCAAUGGUUGGUUCACUUACUUCGGACCCCCUGAUGAGUUGGCCAUCGACGCUGAGGGAGCCUUCCGAGGCAUGCGGUUCGAGAUGUUGAAUGCCCAGCUGAACAUCUCCGUUCGCUGUGUACCACCGGACAGCCACUGGCAGCUUGGCAAGGCCGAGCGUCACGGCCAGGCACUGAAGUACAACGUGGCGCGGCUUAUUCAUCAGUUCGCUGCGCUUACGCCGGCCGAGGUGAACGUUUGUGUGCUUAUGGCUUGCUAUGCAAAGAACCGACUGGUCAGGCGCAGCGGAUCAAGUCCGAAUCAGUGGGUGUUUGGCAGGGAUCCGAAACUUCCUGCCUCACUUUUGUCGGAUGGCGGCAGCAUUGAGUCUGCCCAGCUUACCAGCGAUUCUGAUCGUCUGAUGCAACUGGAAGCCAUUCGUACUGAAGCCCUCAUGAACCACCAUCGCUAUGAGGCCCACGAAUCCCUGCGUGCAGCUUUGCUCCGCAACAGUCGGCCCUACCGGGGAACCUUCGAACCUGGACAAAAGGUGGCUUACUUCCGCAAGUCCACCCAAACAGGCGACGGCGAGGGCUCUAUCGAGGGAUACCGUCAAGGCAUUGUCCUGGCCCUCGAUCGCAACCCCUCCUCGAAUGUGGUAGCGAACAUAUGGAUCCGCAACUCUCGAGGCCGCAUCGUUCAAUGCUCGCCUGAACAAUGCCGUCCCAUCGCUGGCGAGCAAGAAUGGUGGGUUCCCGAUGCGCAGGACUUGGAGGUCUUGAAAAACUGUGACGAGGAUUUGCGGAUUCACCCGCGAGCUUUUCGAGUUCCCGACGACCGUCCUAGUCCUGCUGAUGACAAGCGUCUCUUAGACAAGGCGGCCGAGAAAGAUGGUGAAACGAAAGCGACCGAUGCAUUCGAUCUUGGCUCUCCUGUGCCCGCUACUCCUGUGGCGCCGGGUACACCUUCGCUGUUGGCACCUCGACCUGCGCCUUUUCUUCUUGAUGAACAGGAUCGCAUUCUGCCCCUGGCACACCGCGAGCACGGGCGAGAUCGAGGUCUAUCACCCGAACGACGGCUACGGCGGGAGUACCAGAUCGUGCUGAACCACUCGAACAGGAUCCACGCAGAUUUCGCAACCGUCUGGUCCUUUGCAGAGCGUGACACUGCGAGAGGCAUCAAGAGACCUUCCGAUGUUGCUGUUGGAGAAUUGGGCUGCGGCGAGCAGUACCGAGUUUUUCCCAAGGAGUGUCCACGGUGUGGCAGUGUCCACUCGGUGUCGAACCCGCUGGAUGUUGUCUCAUGGCUCGACGAGGUGAAGGAGAGGGAGGCCUUUGACCAGAUCGUGGGAGUCCCGCUUCGCCGGGAUGAGUUUGUGCCUCCUGACGAGAAGACCAACGAGAUUGACUACUACCAGACACCUCCGUCUACGCUCCUCUCUACAACCACGAUUUCGAGGCCAGGUAUGCACCGCCUGGAUGUUCUUCGACGUCACGGUCGAGGCGGCCACCUUCGACACGGAUGGGACGGAUCACCGUCCGAGGUGCAGCUUUUUCACAGUGAUGCUUUCCUCACUGCUGCGCAUUUGGCUGGAGCUGACCAACCGGAAACACCGGAACUGCAGGUACAAGAUCAUCAGGCCCUGCUCUCCAGCUCUAGGCCCACUUCCUCUACUACUUCUCUUUCGGAAGGCCUGGCCAAGAUCCUGCUGAAACGCAAGGACUUCGACCACGACUCGUGCCACCAACUCUUGGAGGUGGUCAAGCUCCGAAAACCCGGCCGACAGUGUCUUUCGUCGAACCGGGCACGCUCCGGGACUUUGACUCUCGGCUACUACAGCCACGGCAAGCAGCUCGGAUUCACCAACGACACCAUGCACCACAAGCACCUGGCUAGGUACCUUGGGCGAUAUCUUCGACACCACGGUAUGAAGGGCGACAUCAGCAGCCUCUUCAUUGCGUGCAACGUCCACAGCGACUUAUGGGUUGAAGCCGAGGCGCACGAUUGUAAGUACCAUCUCAUGCAAGAGCGAAGGGUGCAUGGUCGGCGUAAACUUGGCUACUUGCUGGAUACCCGCCGACGACUCCAGUCCUUCUAUCCGCACCUCUACCACGGCUCCGACGACUUCACCGGCAACCGCUUCGUCAUCACGGCGUAUCAGACCCGUCUUGUCGACAAGGCCCCUGAGGAGCAUCUGAGUAUCCUCCGGGAGAUGGGUUUUCGUUCGAAAAGGACGGCGGCUUCUGCCGAUGUGCUGAACACCGAUGCCGCUGCAAAAGCGCCGGAGGAGACGUUUCGGGAGUAUGUCACCGUGCUCGAGGCCUAUCCGGUGAAGGAGCAGUCCAGCUCGGCGGGCGACACAGAGCGUGUAGUCGCUCUGGAAUCCUCCAGCGAGGAGGAAGGUCACGACGGGUCGUUUGAGACAAGACGAGCCGAGCUCCAAGCCCGGAAGAAGGAAAUUCACUGGCGAAGCUUGACCGAAGAAGAAGUUCCCUGCUUUGUGGAGGCGGUGCAGAAGGAAUGGUCCGAGUGGCAGAGAUGGUCAUCAUGCAAGGCUGUUCAAGUGCGAGAAGGCGAGGUACCCUCGCACCUCAUCCUGAAGUCUCGUCUGUGCUAUCGCUGGAAGCCGGUGCCCGAGGGACAACGCGCAAAAGCGCGGAUAGUUAUAGCUGGCUUUCGAGACCCCCACCUGGCCAUUCUGACACGUGAUGCACCGGUUCUGGCACGGGAACCUGAUACGGAGCGUCCUGAGCAAAUCUUCAUGCGCGCUCCAGCCGACCCCAUUGCUCUUCAAGCGAAUCCGGAGUGGCGCUGCAAGACCUUGCUCUACAAGCUGUCCGCGCCGGUCUAUGGGCAGAGCAACGCUCCGAGAAGAUGGUACGAUCACUUCUCCAAGGUGAUGCGGAAACUGGGUUGGACACAGCACAGUUUGGACCCGUGCUUGUUCCUUUGGCGAGUUGGUUCACAAAUUGGAGCAGUGCUGGGGCUACAUGUCGAUGAUCUGAUUGCGGCAGCCCUUACCGAGUAUGAGGAGGUGCUGAACAAGGUUGAGGCUAGCUUCACCUGGGGUUCGCCAUGGGUUUCGGAGGAGUUCACCUUCAUUGGCCGAAAGGUGAAACAACACCCCGAUGGCUCGGUGACGAUCGACCAAUCCACCUACGUCGGAGACAUCCCCACUACGAAAGUAAAGCUGCCGGAGGACACCUUGCUUAGCCUGCACCCCUCCUUGGUGACAGAGUUUAGGUCAGGCAUUGGCUCCUUGCAAUGGUUGUCAAGUACGACUCGAGGAGACGUGGCGGCGGAUAUGGCAGAUCUUCGGGAAGUGAACAGCGUCCUCCGCUACGUCAAGGCGACCCCGGAGGCCAUGGUCCGCAUCGUCCACGUGCCGCUCGAGUCCCUUAUCUUCGUAGCCUACGGCGACAGUGGCUUCGCGAAUGCGCCGAACAACAAGAGCCAGGGCGGACUGGUGAUUGUGGCGACCGACCGCUGUGCUCUCCGUGAACCGUGCGAAGCGUCGUUGCUGGAGUGGAAGAGCUACCGGCACCAACGGGUGCUGCGCAGCACUCUGGCUGCGGAAGCCUCGGCCCUGGAUCGUUCCCACGAUCAUGCGAGGUUCAUGGCCAUGGUCUUCUCGGAGAUGGUCUAUGGCGACUACAUUGCUACCGUGAACGAGAGGGCCAAGCAUGAGGUCGUUCCCGUGACGGACGCUCGCAGUUUAUGGGAUGCCGUGCACAGGCUUUCUACGAGCUUCACGGAGAAGCGUGUCGAGAUCGACGUGGCUGCUCUUCGUCAGACAUGCCAGGGCUUGAGAUGGGUGCCGACUGAGCAGAUGCACGCCGAUUGUAUGACAAAGAGGUCGCGAAGCCUACGAGAUGAUUUUAGACAAUGGAUGGCCCAACCGAUGGUCACGUUAGUCGACAGCAAGUCCUCAAAGGAUGUUGCAGUAGGCUCCGAAGCUAACGUCGCAUGGCGGAAGGACUGA